This is a messenger RNA of Mercurialis annua (annual mercury), 2679 nucleotides long. Its product is annotated as neutral ceramidase 1-like. The transcript is spliced from 9 exons. The record is from RefSeq and is a predicted model, not a curated record. Bases 169 to 2586 code for a protein of 805 amino acids. Gene Ontology annotation, biological process: long-chain fatty acid biosynthetic process; ceramide catabolic process; sphingosine biosynthetic process. Gene Ontology annotation, cellular component: extracellular region. NCBI's taxonomy places the organism in Eukaryota, Viridiplantae, Streptophyta, Magnoliopsida, Malpighiales, Euphorbiaceae. Gene Ontology annotation, molecular function: N-acylsphingosine amidohydrolase activity.
CAUUGCAAACAAACCCAAUCAAAUUCUUAUUUUCCACUCUCAGUUUCUGAAACAAACCCAGUUCACAGUUCAAAAAUCAGUACCAGAUCAUUGCAUUGCAGUUGGUUUGGUUCGAAAGGGAAAUGAGAAGAAAAAAUUGAUCAUUUUUACUGUUUAUUGGAGUUAAAGAUGGAGUUUUUUUCACCUUUUAGUUUCUGGUUUUGGGGUUGUUUAGCGGUUUUGGUGGUGAGUAGUGGAGAAGUGGUAUCAGAUUCUUCUAAGUAUUUGAUUGGACUAGGAAGCUCUGAUAUUACAGGACCUGCUGCUGAUGUUAAUAUGAUGGGAUAUGCUAAUACUGAACAGAUUGCUUCAGGUGUUCACUUUAGGUUGAGAGCUAGGACUUUUAUUGUGGCUGAACCAAAGGGUAACAGGGUUGUUUUUGUCAAUCUUGAUGCUUGUAUGGCUGCACAAAUUGUGACCAUUAAAGUUUUGGAGAGAUUGAAAGCAAGAUAUGGGGAUCUUUAUACUGAAAAGAAUGUUGCUAUCAGUGGUAUUCACACUCAUUCUGGUCCUGGAGGCUAUUUACAGUAUGUUACUUAUAUUGUUACUUCUCUUGGAUUUGUUCGUCAGUCGUUUGAUAUUCUUGUGGAUGGCAUUGAGAGGAGCAUAGUACAAGCUCAUGAAAAUCUCCGUCCGGGUUCAAUUUUUGUGAAUAACGGUGAGCUAUUAGAUGCUGGUGUAAAUCGCAGUCCUAGCUCAUAUCUUAAUAACCCUGCAGAAGAACGCAACAAAUACAAGUACGAUGUUGAUAAAGAAAUGACACUUUUGAAGUUUGUUGAUGAUCAAUGGGGUCCAAUUGGUAGCUUCAAUUGGUUUGCCACCCAUGGUACUUCAAUGAGUCGCACAAACUCUUUGAUAAGUGGGGAUAACAAGGGUGCUGCUGCCCGAUUUAUGGAGGACUCGUUCGAGAAUAAGGGUACUGGUUUCUCAUUUUCUGAUGGAAGUGAAGUUGAUGGGACCCGUAGACGAGUCUCAAAUAUAAUUCCAAACUUGCGUGAUAAUCACCAUGAGCUUCUAGAGCUUGCUGCGUCCUUCCAGUCUUCUCCUGGUAGACCAGCUACUAAGAUUCUUAGUGCUGCAAGACGUGUCCGCAGUCUUCUUAGGCAGGCCGACAAACCUGCAUUUGUAUCUGCAUUUUGCCAAAGCAACUGUGGCGAUGUUAGCCCCAAUGUGCUUGGUGCCUUCUGUACAGAUACUGGGCUUCCUUGUGAUUUUAAUCACAGUACCUGCGGCGGGAAGAACGAGUUGUGCUAUGGCCGAGGACCAGGUUAUCCUGACGAGUUUGAAAGUACACGUAUUAUUGGGGAGAGGCAAUUUAGAAAAGCUGUGGAGCUUUUUAACAAAGCAUCUGAGCAACUAAAUGGGAAGGUUGAUUCUCGUCACACUUAUCUAGACUUCUCUCAGCUUGAAGUAACACUUCCUAACAAAGGGGGAGGUUCUGAGUUCGUAAAAACGUGUCCUGCUGCAAUGGGAUUUGGAUUUGCUGCAGGAACUACAGAUGGACCUGGGGCUUUUGAUUUUAAGCAAGGAGACGACAAGGUAAUUAUCUGUAUGAUCUUAAUCCGCGUCGAUUUAUCAUCUUUUUUUAUCAUGAUAUUGUUGAUGAGAAUGUUUUGUUAUGUUUUUUUCUAUAAAUUACAGGGCAAUGCCUUCUGGAGGCUGAUUCGCAACUUCCUUAAAACACCAAAUAAGGAACAAAUUGAUUGUCAGCAUCCAAAGCCCAUCUUACUUGACACCGGUGAAAUGAAGCAACCAUAUGACUGGGCGCCUUCAAUACUUCCAAUCCAGAUUCUCCGAGUAGGCCAGCUAGUCAUUCUUAGUGUACCAGGAGAAUUCACAACUAUGGCGGGGAGGCGUCUUCGAGAUGCUGUGAAGUCGGUGCUCACAAGCGGAAACAAACAAUUUAAUAACAAUGUUCAUGUUGUCAUAGCAGGACUGACUAAUACUUACUCACAGUACGUGACCACCAUUGAAGAGUAUGAAGUUCAGAGAUAUGAGGGUGCCUCCACACUUUUUGGUCCGCAUACACUUAGUGCAUAUAUUCAGGAGUUCACGAAGUUAGCAAAGGCUCUUGUCGCUGGCCAACCUGUGGAGCCUGGUCCACAACCACCUGACCUCCUCGGUAAGCAAAUAGGCUUACUUACACCAGUUGUCAUGGAUGCAACCCCUCCCGGUGCAAGUUUUGGGGAUUGCACCACCGAUGUUCCUCAGAACUCGACUUUCAAGAGAGGUGACACUGUGACGGUUGUUUUCUGGUCAGCUUGCCCCAGAAAUGACCUCAUGACCGAAGGUACAUUCGCCCUUGUCGAGAUUCUUGAGGGAAAGGAUACAUGGGUUCCAGCUUAUGACGAUGAUGAUUUUUGCCUCCGAUUUAAGUGGUCGAGACCAUCAAAACUAAGCACGCGCAGUCGGGCAACCAUGGAAUGGCGGAUACCUCAGUCAGCUAGACCUGGUGUCUAUAGAAUAAGACAUUUUGGUGCUGCAAAGAGCCUUCUGGGUUCGAUUCGCCAUUUCACGGGUUCAUCUAGUGCAUUUGUUGUAGUAUGAUGAUGUUUAUUAUGCCAGUGUUUGUACAUUUUUUCUGUUGUUGUACUGUAUUUUGAACUACAAAUUAUCUAAAUAGCAAUUGGUUAGUGGCUA